AUGCGCAGGUACUGGGCGGUGACGAACAUCGACUACAUCCACCAGCGCACCGCGCGGCGCAUCGGCCUGAUGAUCCUGGUGGUGUGGCUGGUGGCGAUCCUGGUGUCGAUGGCGCCAAUGUUCGGCUGGAAGGACGACGGCUGGGAGUCCCGCAUCCUCAACGAGCAGCGCUGCCUGGUGUCGCAGGACCUGAGCUACCAGAUCUUCGCCACCACGUCUUCCUUCUACCUGCCGCUGUUCGUCAUCCUCGUGCUGUACUGGCGCAUCUUCCAGACGGCGCGCAAGCGCAUCCGCCGGCGCGUCACCGCCUCUGCGGCUAAAGGAAUACAUAAGCCUACUUAA
Gryllus bimaculatus (two-spotted cricket) is the source of this 342-nucleotide messenger RNA. Lineage: Eukaryota; Metazoa; Arthropoda; Insecta; Orthoptera; Gryllidae. The record is from the annotation of a GenBank genome assembly.